Molecule: messenger RNA, 1565 nt
Organism: Pyricularia oryzae 70-15
Lineage: Eukaryota; Fungi; Ascomycota; Sordariomycetes; Magnaporthales; Pyriculariaceae
Exons: 3
Coding region: 1006-1458 (150 amino acids)
Source: RefSeq, a predicted model, not a curated record
CACCAUUUUUGUUUUGUUUUCGCUCUGGCGAGCGCGUCAACUUGAGAAAAUCCCAAUCCAACACAACAUGGAACAUCUCAACAAUAGAUGGUCUUGCUAGACCAAAAUAAAAUGUCUCGACUAGUGUGAAUUACCUCACUUCGUUCCAUACAUCAAACUUGGUAUUGCUGUGUCUCGUGGCAGGAACGACUAAGCACGCGACCAUGCCUGGCGAAUCACGGUCGAGCGGCAAUCGAGCAGUGUUCCAUUCCACUGACCCGGAGCAAUUAUUUGGUAGCAGGCGCUUUAUCCGUCGCCCUUCAAAGUCGCCCUUCAAAUUGCUCGCCUAACCUAGCUUAGCUAAGGUAAGUAGGUACCUAGUUACCUAGGUAAUUAAGACAUGAGCACAUGUCCAUCAAAAACAGGCCCGACGUUGAGGCCCGACGUUAGCGUGCUGUCAAUCCACUGGUCCUGAAUAUCUCUCUGCCUUGUUCCCCUCGUAAUCCCGAGCUCUUGUCUCGGAACCGACCUAAUCGGACCUAAAAUAGCUCUCCUGCUCCGGAGCAUUAACGAUGGGGGGAGGAGCCAAGUCGCAGAAACAAAACCGUCUCAUGCUAAAAAUUUCCCACCAGAGAUAAGGGACGAACGUUGCAUGAUUGAAAUGUUUGGCGGUAUCUGUGAGUGUAAAAAUGUUCGGACAUCUUCCUCCUAAUGUCCGGCAAUCCAAUGAAUUUUUUUUUCCCUCUUUUAUCCGAUUCUUCCUCUUUUUUUGAACAGAUGGCGGCAGUUUAUGACAUUACCUUUUCGUCGGUUAGAUCAUUUCUCUGAUAUUGAUGCAUCAAGCACAAGGGAUUCGCCGGAACAUGCAGCUGUGCUGCGCUUCACCGAAACAGGAUCGAUAUAACCUUAGCAUACAUAUGCUAUCCUCUCACCUCUUGAAAGCAUUGUAAAUAACGGCUGCUUUCGUCAAACUCUAAGAUUUUCCGUGUCCGCCAUCAAACAUCCACAAUCGACUCAACCGCGACAAUGUCACAGUCAACAACUAUUUCCAUUUGCAAACCUGCACUCCAAACUGAAAGCGCGGAGCUGGAUAGUCAGGUCGACUUGAGCAGCCAACCCAGCUCAUGGGGGCUAGUCAACACUGUUUUGCGCGUGGAUGUUCUCUUGAUCAACGCACUCGUCGUGCUCAAGCUGGCCAUGCACUGGUGCUCGACGUCAGAGCAGCCCUCAGAGCCACUACCGAGCCCACCACCGUCAUGCUUUCCCCGGGAGGAUGGAACGUCGGAAUGCUAUGAGAGCCGUGGGAGAUGCGGGUUGAUUGUACCAGCCGUCCUUAUUGCUCUUCUCCUGGCGUGCAUGCCGGUGGUCAAGGCCAUUGUCGACACGCGGCGGCAGUUGCCCUUAUCGAGUCUGAGACCCGCUAUACGGCAACGGCGACGGUUGUCUACCAAGCGCAAGACGGUUAGAUGGGCGAUAUGAAAUAGACUUUGGUAUUUUAUAUUGGAGUUGUCAAAUUGCCAAACUUUGAUCCUCUCAUGAUUAUUAACGGGAAUGAUAUAUGAUGUUGUGUUGCCAUGUUUUUAACA